Molecule: messenger RNA, 1518 nt
Organism: Suillus plorans
Lineage: Eukaryota; Fungi; Basidiomycota; Agaricomycetes; Boletales; Suillaceae
Exons: 5
Coding region: 1-1518 (505 amino acids)
Source: RefSeq, a predicted model, not a curated record
AUGGCUCAUCACAGUAAUAAUGUAAUGCUGGAUGAUGAACCCGAGAUCCACCCCAAUCCUCAAAAUCUUGCUACAGCUAUUAUUGGAAUUGGUUUCCUCACUCGCAGGAACCCCGGUUUGCCUGCCCCCAGUGUGCCAGAACACCGGGCUAAUCUAGAGUACAGACAAUCCGAUAACACUUCGUUAACAUACAGGCCAUACACCUCGUUCACACCCUCCCCUUCGCGCGAAGGGCAACAUUCUAGCCACUCCAUGUGUCAUGUGUCCCAGACUCCUCAAUUCUCUCUGUCGAAUAUCGCCUCCCCUGAAUCUUUAUCUACAUUUGCCGACUCUCAGUUUAACACGACCGAGUAUCCGUUCUCGCCUCUUACCACAUCGUCAUCCACGCUGUCUGGUUCUCCAUCUAUUCCGAUACCCAUGUCUCCGUCCAUCCCUACAACACAUACUGACAUGGCUACUAUCACUCCAACAACGCCAAUUACAGUCUCUCCAGUGUCUACUAUACCUGUCUAUCUGACCACCUCAGAUACCCAACACGACGAUGACGACGAGCAUUCAUCCCAGGUCAAUGAUGAUGUGAUGGAACAGGACAUAGCAAAAGUCGUUCCUCUGCUCAUUACCCCUGUCUUACAACCAAUUCAACAUCCUCCUUCCACCAGCUCCACGCGAACGAGACUAUUGCCAUUACCAAACACUGCAGAAACUUAUUUGGGCCAGCUGUUAAAUAAGCAAUUCACUGAAUUAUCUGACAAAAUAGUCGGUCCUGCUCUUAGCAAAGCUGUUGACAGUAUGAUCCCGGCGAUGGUUGAAUGGAUAGCGGGUGAGAUUAGAGGUCUCUCCUCUCUGUGCUCUCACCACCCUCACGUCUUGAAACGCGGGUCUGUUGAAGAUUACAAUACCGAGCCUGAACAUGAGGACGAUCUCACCCCUUCCCCUCACAGGAAGCAUCCAGGAAAGCGGGGUACUAAAAACCAUUUACAUGACUCGUUUCGUAAAUAUCUUCGGGAUAAACACCUUCUGAAGUCGAAGUCCAAGAAUGGUCCCCUGCCGCAAUCGCCUCCGUCGCAUGUGGUCGAAGCAUAUAAUCGUGAUAAUGAUAACCCGCCGACUUUGGACAAAAUUGCUAUCGAUUGGCAGGACUCUUUGAGGUCCUCUGUGUGGAACACUGAGGCGGUCGAUUUACUAGUAGUAGACUUUCAAGAAAAAGUCAAGACAGGCAGUUUCCCAUUGAUGCUCGAAAGACAUAGGAAAAUCAUUGACCAAAAUCGCCACCGUAAUCCUCAAUCUUGGGACACGAUCAGGCGCAUAAUUGAUUGGCUUGAUGUUGAUGGAAUGAGUGGGGAUGAAACUGACACCCAAGAUAUGUAUGAGGAGAACAUGUCAGUCCUGGUUGGUAACUCAUCGCUUCUUCGUCUCAUGGAGGCCAAAUGCACCUCAAAAAAUUCUAUUGCAAUCGCAUGUCUCCCCCGCAAUUGGUAUGAUGACAAUUGGUUCAAAGCCCAUUCAAGCAGUGCGUGA